AUGGGAGAAGACCCUGAUCCAAACGCAAAUGCAUUAAUCGAGCAAUUGCGGGAAGAGCUGGGAGCCUCCAUAGAGUGGAGACAGAAGCUCGAAGAAGAAUCUCAAGCAACUUUAGCAAGAUUAAAAGCUGAAUCUGAAGCAUCCUUGGAGAAGCUAUCCAAAGAGCUAGAAUCUGUCAGGAGCAACAAGAAGAAAAGGGUUAAGAUCGAUGACAUACCCCAAUUCACCCUGGUCUCCUCUGAUGAAUCUGAAGGUGAAGAUGCAGGAGAAGGAUCUCGUGGUGAUGAGGAGCAAUCUGAUGGGAAUCCCCACCCUAUGGCCAGUGCUCCUAAACUUGUAGCUUAUGAAUCUCGUGAUGGAUUCGCUGAAUCCCCAUUUGUGGAGGAGAUUGCUAAAGUACGUAUUCCCGCAAAGCUAAGCAUCCCCUCCUUCCCAAAGAUGUACGACGGAACCACUGAUCCCCAAGAUCAUGUGGGCCUGUACAAGCUAAAUAUGUGGCAAUUGUCAAUUCUGUGGGAACUAAUUGAGCCCACUAUGUGUACCAUCGCCAGCUUCUCCAGCUUGGUGAACAAAUUCUACCAACAAUUCGCUACCAGCCGAGAGCUGGAUAAGCAAAGCACUGACCUGUAUCGGAUCGUUCAGAAGCAGAACGAGACAACCCGGCAGUACUGGGACAGGUUCAAUCGAGAAAUUGUCAGCAUCAAAACUUGUGACCACUCAACUGCCAUCGAAGCCUUUUGCAAAGGUCUCAAUUACAGAUCCAGCUGGAAACCAAGGCGCAGCAACGUCAACAGCAUAUCUGAGCCAAAAGCAGGUGAAAGCUCCAGCUGGCCAGCUAUAGAGUACCAUCUAGAUAUCAACUCUUAUGGUUUCGAUACCGAUAUAGUAGGAGUGGUGAACGCUCUCAAAGAUAUUGGGCAACCGGUAAGGUGGCCUAGGAAGAGCGACAAACCCGACCACCAGAAGGAUAAAUCAAGGUGGUGUGAGUACCAUGGAGACCAUGGGCAUAGGACUGACGAAUGUAACAGUCUUAAAAGAGAAGUAGCCUGGCUGCCCAAAAGAGGCUAUCUGAAAGACCUCCUUGGAAAGAAGGGAAAAGGGCCUGAAGUUAAGCAGGAAGCACUACCAGGUCCGCCAGCUUCGCCUACCCCAGGCGUUGUGAUUCAAGCGAUAUCACGAGGAUCUAGCAUCAACGGUCUGACCUACUCCAAUACAAAGCGUAUAGCAAGAGUUGGCACCUCACCGUCCAGCAUCCCCCAAACCUAUCCAAGCAGUGAUGAAAAGAAGUUGGAUGAUAUGGCAAUACUAUUCGAUGAGAGUAGGUUUAACGAGCCCGAGCAUCAUGAUUGCUUGGUAAUCUCCCUCCAUGUGGGUCAAUGCAAGAUGAAGAGAGUACUGGUAGAUAAUGGAAACUCGGCUUAUAUAAUUUUCAAAGACGCUCUAGAUCAAGCCGGCUUCAAAGAGUCCGACAUUACCAAGAGGUCUAUAGUUCUGAUCGGGUUCAAUGGCGAACCUAUGAAUUCCUUAGCAGAAAUCCAGCUGCCUACGCUGCUCAAAGGAAUCAACAUGAUGCACAAGUUCUACGUAAUAGACUGCAAAAUCGCUUAUAAUGUGAUAGUUGGAACCCCUUGGAUCCAUAAAAUGAAAGCUAUCUCAUAUACCUAUCACCAGCUGCUCAAAUUUCCAAGCCAGUGGGGAGUAGCAGUAGCCGAGGGAGAUAGAAAGCAAGCGCGGGAAUGCUACCAGCUCGCCCUAAAACCCCAUGGCCCCACUAUUUAG
Messenger RNA from Chenopodium quinoa (quinoa), 1779 nucleotides. RefSeq lists its product as uncharacterized. Bases 1 to 1779 code for a protein of 592 amino acids. The record is from RefSeq and is a predicted model, not a curated record. The transcript is spliced from 4 exons. Lineage: Eukaryota; Viridiplantae; Streptophyta; Magnoliopsida; Caryophyllales; Amaranthaceae.